ACAAAAAAAUUAGUUGUUGGUAAUAGAGAAUAUCUUCGUAAUAAAAUUUUACUUGCAGCAUCAAUAAUGGAAACCGAUACCAUCGCAGGCUAUUUUAAUAAUGUGUGCCUUGCUCUUGAGAAAGCUGGAAAUUUUACAAUUAAAAAAAUCAAAAAGGAGGAAAAUUAUGGAACAUUAGAUAAAGAAAAUCAAACUUGGAGUGGUGCAAUUGGUCUUAUUGUUAAUAAAAAGAUUGAUAUAGCUUUGGGGUUUUUCACAGCAUUACCAGAUGAAAUUGGUAUAAUUGAUUACAGUGCAAGAUUGAUAAGAGUUCAAUAUGUCAUAAUAAUUAAAAAACCAGAAAUUAAAGUUCUUGUCUCAUGGUCAGCAUAUUUUGAGAACGCAACCGAGUCUCCCUUAAAAGAAGCAUCCGAAUUGCUUGUAAGUGAAAACGAACUACCGGAAACAAACGAGCAGGCUAUAGAAAAGAUUUGCAAAGAGAAUAUGGCUCUUUUUAUAGACGACAUGUUUUUGCCAAUAGUGAUCCACAAUAAUGUGGCAAAUAUUUGUAAUCUAACAAUAAUUCCAACUGGUGAAUUUGAUGACUUUUCUUUGAUUUUACAUAAAAACAGUCCAUAUAGAUCACCGAUAGAUUAUUAUAUUCGAAGAUUUCAUGAAAAUGGUGUAUUGACUCUACAAAACUCGGCAAUUUAUAAGAAUGUAAAACAAUAUUCAUUUAUUAACUUUUAUAAAAAACAUACACCUGUUACUGUUCUGGACGUUUCAGUAAUUUUUACGAUUUUGUUUUCAAGUGUCAGUGCUUCUAUUAUAAUAUUUUUCUAUGAAAAAUUUCAUUAUUGGGAUGAAAGAACGAGAGACUAUGUGAAUUUAAUUUCCGAAAUUUCCAAAUGGAGUAAAUCAACUUCCGUAGCACUUUUACACUUUACUCGCGAUGAUGGUAAGUACACUGAGAGAAAUGGAUAG
Messenger RNA from Leptopilina boulardi, 963 nucleotides. RefSeq lists its product as uncharacterized. Gene Ontology annotation, cellular component: membrane. The transcript is spliced from 6 exons. Bases 67 to 963 code for a protein of 298 amino acids. NCBI's taxonomy places the organism in Eukaryota, Metazoa, Arthropoda, Insecta, Hymenoptera, Figitidae. Gene Ontology annotation, molecular function: glutamate-gated receptor activity. The record is from RefSeq and is a predicted model, not a curated record.